Setaria italica (foxtail millet) is the source of this 1724-nucleotide messenger RNA. Its product is annotated as transcription factor NIGT1. The record is from RefSeq and is a predicted model, not a curated record. Gene Ontology annotation, molecular function: DNA-binding transcription factor activity; DNA binding. Gene Ontology annotation, biological process: regulation of DNA-templated transcription. NCBI's taxonomy places the organism in Eukaryota, Viridiplantae, Streptophyta, Magnoliopsida, Poales, Poaceae. The coding region runs from base 1 to 1473 and encodes 490 amino acids. The transcript is spliced from 5 exons.
AUGCAACCCCACCCGCAUUGCGGAACUGGAAUCCCCACCGAAUAUUCACGCCCUCCUCUGCUCCCUUGCUUCCGUCCGUCCCUAUCUAUCCACCCACCCGUCAGGCCCUCACUCCCUUCCCGUCUGUCUUCGUGGUACGCGACGCCCCGACCCCGAUUCCGCCCUUCAUUUCCCUCUCGUCUUCUCCUCCUCUCUCCCACGGCGAGCAGAAGCAAUAGGUGGUCGAUCGAGCCUCGCUGUAUCACCAGCGCGGCGCAGGAGAUCGAGAUGGACCCACCGCUACCGUCACCACAAUACGCCCACCGCCGCCGCUGCAGCGAGUACCUGCUCGCGCUCGAGGAGGAGCGACGAAAAAUCCAGGUCUUCAAGCGGGAGCUACCCCUCUGCCUCCAGCUCGUCACGCAGACUAUUGAGGGGAUGAAGAGCCAGAUGCACGGUGUCGGCAGCGAGGGGACGGUCAGUGACCACGGCCCUGUGCUUGAGGAGUUCAUGCCGCUCAAGCCCAGCCUCUCGUUGUCCUCCGAUGAGCACGAGAGCGCCGACGACGCUGCCGCGACCAACGAUGUCGGGAAGAAAGAGAAGGCGGCUGAGACACAUGGCAGGCAGUCGCCACCGACGGAGGCCAACAAGGCGAUGCCUGACUGGCUCCAGUCUGUGCAGCUCUGGAGCCAGGAACCCCAGCAGCAGCCAUCAUCCCCGCGCAAGGAGCUGCUGUGCAAGCCGGUGGCUCUGAACACCAGGAAGGCCGGAGACGCGUUUCAGCCAUUCGUGAAGGAGAAGCGCGCCGAGAUGCCGGCCUCGCCGACCACGGCCGCGGCGAGUUCGGCGGUUGUCGGGGACAGCUGCGAUAAAGUGGCCACUGAUACGUCGGAGAAGCACAGCGACAAAGAGAUGAACAAAGACGCCAAAGACAUGGGGAAAUAUAGCAAGGAUAAAGAGGGUCAGUCGCAGGCGCCCAACCGGAAGCCGCGUCGGUGCUGGGCGCCGGAGCUCCACCGCCGGUUCCUGCAGGCGCUUCAGCAGCUCGGCGGAUCCCACGUGGCGACGCCGACGCAGAUCCGGGAGCUCAUGAAGGUCGACGGUCUCACCAACGACGAGGUCAAGAGCCAUUUGCAGAAGUAUCGUCUGCACACGAGGCGGCCGAACUCGACGACGGUGGUCCAGAGCACUAGCACCAGCGCAGCGCAGCCCGCGCCACAGUUUGUCGUGGUGGGAGGCAUCUGGGUGCCGCCGGCAGAGUACGCUACCGCCGCCGCUGCAGCAUCUGCUGCAGCAGCGGCACAGUCACAGGUGCAGCUAGCCGGCGACGCGUCAGGAACCGCCAACACGGUCUAUGCACCGGUGGCGACGUUGCCAUCUGGAACGCGGCAGGGCCAGAGGCAAUCGAGCAGGUGCUCGGGUGGCCGGCGUAGCGGUGACGCUAGCUCGGACUCACCGGCCGUGUCAUCGUCGUCGCAUACCACCUCUGCCUAAACGGCUCGCCACCUUUGCUUGUAAUUUUUUUUGUAGAUACAACGGUACAGACUACAGAGAGAUACGUAAAUCUGAGUGUGCUUUUAUGGUUCUAGCUUACUGCUGCUUGAAUCGCAAUCCAUUUUGUUGAGAGAACGAGGGUAUCCUACCGCGAUUUCCAUGCCUCCUUUCUGUUUUUAGAGUAAAUUCACUGUUUCUAUUUAACUUCUUUUGGUGCAUUGCACGAUCUGAAAUACAGUACAUUGUUUGAA